UGCUCAGUUCACUUUUUUUCUGUUUCUUUUGAGCAGUUGCAACAAUGAGCGUCUUCCACGACGAGGUCGAGAUUGAGGACUUUGAGUACGACGCCGAGAGCCGCAUUUACAUUUACCCGUGCCCAUGCGGCGACAAGUUCCAAAUCACACUGGAGGAGCUGCAUGACGGUGAGGACGUGGCGCGGUGUCCGAGCUGCUCGCUGCUCGUCAAGGUCAUUUUCAACCCCGACAACUUGCCGCCGCUCGACGACUCAGACGCAAGCACUGCGCCACCGAACGCGCCCGCUCCAGUCGCAGUGCAUUAAGCAGCAUUUGAAAAUCGGUGACCGCGCAAAAACCCCAACCGACUGUUGGUGAAAGGCUCGUUUCCGACGUGAUUGGUACAUUAUUAUGUGGAUUGUUUGAAUUGAAAUCGUUUGAGUGCUGAAAGAGUGUUGGGGAUUCAGAGUAUUGAGUUCAAUAACAACCCAACAUUCUUCCUCUCCUUCAACGUCGCAAGAGUACGACGGCAUGGCGAGCAGUGAAAAAAAGCGAGGCUCAAACGUGAAAAAUCGCUCAACGUUCAAACCUUUACUCCUGACGAGCUCCGUUGCACACAUCCUUUUCGCAUGUUCCUAUUG
Molecule: messenger RNA, 620 nt
Organism: Capsaspora owczarzaki ATCC 30864
Lineage: Eukaryota; Filasterea; Ministeriida; Capsasporidae
Exons: 3
Coding region: 45-305 (86 amino acids)
Biological process (GO): protein histidyl modification to diphthamide
Molecular function (GO): metal ion binding
Source: RefSeq, a predicted model, not a curated record